This is a messenger RNA of Ricinus communis (castor bean), 1913 nucleotides long. Its product is annotated as DNA repair protein RadA. Gene Ontology annotation, molecular function: ATP binding; ATP hydrolysis activity; ATP-dependent DNA damage sensor activity. Gene Ontology annotation, biological process: recombinational repair. NCBI's taxonomy places the organism in Eukaryota, Viridiplantae, Streptophyta, Magnoliopsida, Malpighiales, Euphorbiaceae. The record is from RefSeq and is a predicted model, not a curated record.
AGUUUUACCCUCUUCUUUUCAUACCCAAUAAAAAACCCUAACCACCAUUGCUCCUUUCAUUUCCGUUCCCGCCAAUUCCACUCCACCGCCCUUCGUUUCUUGGCUGGAGGCUCCGCAGAUCCCUCCACAGGCUCCGACUCUAGCGAUAAAACAAAAACUGCCCCUCAAGUUUGGAGUUUUUACAAUCCACUCACGUCAACAAUUGAGACGCAAAGGAGCACGAAUAACAACAACAGUAGCAACAACAAAAAUGAUCAAGAAUCGGUACCAGAUUUCUCAAGUCUCAAAAUUAGGGUUUCAGAUAAUGAAAGUGAGAUAUUGAAUAAUAGAGACAUUAACAAAAGGUUAACGAGGUACAGUAAUGAAAAUGAGGAAUUGAUAAAUGAAAAGAGAUACGCAAGUUUAAAGAAAGCUGAUUUAGUUAAUAAUAUUGUGAGCAAUAAUAAUAGAAAGAAGGGCAAAAGUAAAGUGAUUUAUGUUUGUGAAAGUUGUGGGAAUGAAGAUGGGCAGUGGUGGGGGAUUUGCAGAAGUUGUGGGAAGGCUGGAACGAUGAAGCAAUUUUCAGAUAGGGAUGAUAGGAGUGGGAACAGUAAAGUUAGUGGUGCUGAGGUUACAGAAAAUAUGGUGAGGUCUUGGUUACCACAGAAGGUUAGCGAGACGCAACCAUUGAGGUUGAAAGAUGUUAAUCAGAGGAUGAAUCAUUUGAGUUGGAGGAUUCCUUUACCUGCACUGUUUGGAAGUGAAGUUGCCAGGGUGCUUGGUGGCGGCGUCGUUCCAGGUUCUCUAAUUUUAAUUGGUAGUGAUCCUGGAGUUGGCAAGAGUACACUGUUAUUGCAGGUUGCUGCAAUAAUAGCUGAAGGACAGGAUGUUGGUAAACGAGAUCCAGUUGUGUAUGUCUCCGGCGAAGAGAGUGUUGAGCAAAUUGUGAAUAGGGCUGACCGUCUAAGUAUUGGUGUGGAGGAACUUUUCUUGUAUUCAAGUACUGAUAUUGAGGACAUAUUAGCAAAGAUUCAGCCUCUAUCCCCUUGUGCUCUAAUUAUUGAUUCGAUUUAGACAGCUUAUAUACAAGGAGCUAGUGGAAGUGCUGGAGGAAUAUCUCAGGUUAAGGAAUGCACAUCAGCUUUGCUGCGUUUUGCCAAGAAGACAAAUAUACCAGUUCUUUUGGUUGGACAUGUGACCAAGUCUAGUGAUAUAGCAGGGCCUCGGGUUUUGGAGCACAUUGUUGAUGUUGUUUUAUAUUUGGAAGGAGAGAAGCACUCAACUCAUCGAUUACUUCGUCCUGUGAAGAAUCGGUUUGGAUGCACAAAUGAGCUUGGAGUAUUUGAAAUGUCCCAAUCUGGUCUGCAAUCUGUUUCAAAUCCAAGUGAGAUAUUUCUAAGUGAGCAGUACUUAGGUUCAGAGGUUUUAGUCGGACUAGCUGUUGCCGUAAUAAUGGAUGGAUCUCGAAGUUUCCUUAUUGAAAUUCAGGCAUUGUGUGCCACUGGUUCAUCAGUUUCAAGGCAUGUUAACAGGAUUCAAGCGAGCAGAGCUGACAUGAUUAUUUCAGUCCUUAAGAAGCAAGCUGGUCUAAUGCUCCAAGAUAAUGAUAUCUUUUUGAAUGUUGUUAGCAGGGUGACACUAACUGAGACUACUGGGGAUCUUGCAAUAGCAGCUGCAAUUUGCAGUAGUUUCUUGGAGUUUCCUAUUCCCAAUAAUGUGGCAUUCAUUGGAGAAAUUGGCCUUGGUGGGGAGCUUUGCACGUUAAUUAUCUGUGUUAUUUUAAUACACAAUACUUAAAAAACACUAUUGAACAUAAUGAAUUGCCUCUUUUGUGAGAUUUUAUUUUUUUCUACUUCUAAAAACUCAUGUUUAUGUCAUUGAUACCAUUUCUGUAUUUUCAAACCAAUUGCAUAUGAAGAGCAUUCUCUUUCUAA